Messenger RNA from Adineta steineri, 254 nucleotides. NCBI's taxonomy places the organism in Eukaryota, Metazoa, Rotifera, Eurotatoria, Adinetida, Adinetidae. The record is from the annotation of a GenBank genome assembly.
GACGAGAUGUUCGUUUACUUCGACAUAUGAUCAUAAUGUUUAGUAUUUUUAUUGGAGGAUGGACUCCAUUAUAUUUAUUACUUGCUAUUGAAAAUGCGUUUUACAUCCAUCCAAUUUUAUUAUCAUGCUUUACAAUUUGGUGUGAAUUAGCUUUACUAUGUGAUAUUAUUGAUCUUUAUUUAUACAAUCAUGAAUUGAGAAAAUAUUUACAAACGAUAUUUUCACGAUGUAUGCCAAAAAUAAAUCAAACAUAA